UGUUCAUGAAUUCAUUUACUCGUUCUGUUUCGUGCUGUUCAUAUCGAAUUAAAAUAAAUUUUUAAAAUGUCUGGCCGUGGUAAAGGUGGAAAAGUUAAGGGAAAGGCAAAGUCUCGUUCGAACCGUGCCGGAUUACAGUUUCCAGUCGGUCGUAUUCACCGAUUGUUGCGUAAAGGCAACUAUGCCGAACGUGUCGGUGCUGGUGCUCCAGUUUAUUUGGCAGCUGUGAUGGAAUAUUUGGCUGCUGAAGUAUUGGAAUUGGCUGGUAACGCAGCCCGUGACAACAAGAAAUCGAGAAUAAUUCCACGUCAUUUACAGUUGGCCAUCCGCAACGACGAAGAAUUGAACAAGUUGUUGUCGGGCGUAACCAUUGCCCAAGGUGGUGUUCUGCCCAACAUUCAGGCAGUUUUGUUGCCGAAAAAGACUGAAAAGAAGUCUGCUUCUUCGCAAGAAUUUUAGUGACACGAAACGUGUAACGCUUUCUAAAAACCAGUCCUUUUAAGGACUAC
Molecule: messenger RNA, 509 nt
Organism: Bradysia coprophila
Lineage: Eukaryota; Metazoa; Arthropoda; Insecta; Diptera; Sciaridae
Product: histone H2A-like
Cellular component (GO): nucleosome
Molecular function (GO): structural constituent of chromatin; protein heterodimerization activity; DNA binding
Source: RefSeq, a predicted model, not a curated record